Dromiciops gliroides (monito del monte) is the source of this 2724-nucleotide messenger RNA. Its product is annotated as SH2B adapter protein 1-like. Gene Ontology annotation, molecular function: transmembrane receptor protein tyrosine kinase adaptor activity. The record is from RefSeq and is a predicted model, not a curated record. Gene Ontology annotation, biological process: intracellular signal transduction. Gene Ontology annotation, cellular component: plasma membrane. The transcript has 4 exons. The coding region runs from base 1 to 2724 and encodes 907 amino acids. Lineage: Eukaryota; Metazoa; Chordata; Mammalia; Microbiotheria; Microbiotheriidae.
AUGGCGGGCGCGCAGCCCCUAAGCAGUGGGAAUGUGCUGGGCCGCUCCCGAGGGAUGACCCCGCUCGGACCCCCGGCUCCGCCGCUUGGUCCCUGCACUGCAUCCCGGCGGGCUCCCCCUUCUAGGACCACGAGCGCCCCGACUACACGGCUGAGAGGGAGGAGGCCGGGGGAGCAGCGAGAGCCGGAGCGCCCACGGCCGCGGGAGGGGCCGGAGCGAGCCCGGGCUCAUCACCCGCACCUGCGGCCCCGCAGCCACCUGCCCCGCGUGCCCUCCUUCGGGCCUCGCGGGAAUGGGAUGCGCUACGUGGCCAGCCCCGCCCGGCGCAACGGGAUCUUCAGCGGGACCCCCGCCCCCCACAAACCCCCUGCGCCCCCCGCGGCACUGAGAGCCCCCGCCCCCGGCUCCCGGCGCCCCAUGCAGGACCACGCCCCGCACCAACUCCGCGAGGUGCUCGGUAGAGGUGCCCGCCAGACCUCCCCACGCAGGAAUACGCCCCUCACCAACUCCGAGGCUGAGGACUACGCUCUGUCCAGGAACCCCAAAGUAGAGGCACGACCCCUCAACAGAUCCUGGACUCUCCAUCUCAUCUGGCUCAUCAUGAAAGGUCACCCUUCCCCUAAAGAUAAGUCUUCCCCAGGUUGGCAGGAGUUCUGUGAAUCUGCGGCUCGAGAAGUGGCCCUGGACUGUGCCCGACGCUUUCACCUCUACUGGGCUUGCCAUCUCCAAUACUCUGGGGAUGAGGCAGCCUUCUCCCAACACUUUGCUCAGCUCUUCUUGCAGCACUUUGAGGUGGAGGUGGCCCGGACCUCAGGUUCCCUUUUAUCAUCUGGUCGGAUGCGCCUUAGUCCUGGUGAGGAAACCCCAUCAAGUGGUCCUUCCCUGCAGAGCUGUGGGAACAGUGAGCCUCUGACUGUGUGGGGUCGUUCUCGAUCCUCUGAAGACCUGGCUGGCUCUCUCCCUCCCCUGAUGGCUUCAAACAACUCAAAACCGGAGCUGAAGAAACGCUUCUCCCUGAGCUCAUUUGGCCGCUCAGUCCGAGAGAUCUUCCAAUGGCGGGGAGCUGGUGAACCCCCCUCUGCAGUAGGACCUUUGGAGAGCUCUGCCUCUGGGCCACCUGGCCUGGGUGGGGGUGGUAGCACCUGUGAGGGGCCAACUAGGCGUGGGGCAUCCCCUGGGGAAAGCUUUGAGAUGGUGAUAAUAAGUAGGGGAGGGGGACCCUUGGAGACCUCAGCCUCUGGGCCACCUGUCCUGGAUGAAAACAGCAACUCCCACUCCUCCAGUGAGGAUGGUAGCAUCACUGAGGGGCCAACUACUGGUGGGGCAUCCCCUGGAGAAAGUGUUGAGAUGGUGAUAAUAAGUAGGGGAGGGGGGCCCUUGGAGACCUCAGCCUCUGGGCCACCUGUCCUGGAUGAAAACAGCAACUCCCACUCCUCCGGUGAGGAUGGUAGCAUCACUGAGGGGCCAACUACUGGUGGGGCAUCACCUGGAGAAAGCUUUGAGAUGGAAACACAAAUUAUGGGAGGGGGACCCUUGGAGAUGUCUGCCUCUGGGCCACCUGUCCUGGAUGAAAACAACAACUCCCACUCCUCUGGUGGAGGGGUUAGCACCAGUGAGGGGCCAACUACUGGUGGGGCAUUUCCUGCGGAAAGCUUUGAGAUGGAGACACUAAGUAGGGGAGGGGGACCCUCGGAGAUGUCCGCUUCCAGGCCACCUGUACUGGGUGGUGGUGCUAGCACCGGUGAGGGGCCAACUAGUGGUGGGGCAUCCCCUGGAAAAAGCGUUGAGAUGGAGACACUAAGUAGGGGAGGGGGACUCUCGGAGACAUCUGCUUCCAGGCCACCUGUACUGGGUGGUGGUGCUAGCACCGGUGAGAGGCCAGAUAUCUGUGGGGCAUCCCCUGGAGCAAGCUUUGAGAUUGUGAUACUAAAUAGGGAAGGGGAACCCUUGAGGGAUUGUUCAGGGACAGUGCACAGACAGGACCUCUCCUUGAGAUCUAGUGAGAGCAGUGAGGACCUGCCUCAGGGAGCCUGUGGGGGCCUCUCAGAUCUUCCCUCAGCUUCUGUCUCCCCCAGCUCUACCUCCAUUGCUGCCUUCCAUUAUGAGUCAAUGGAACCAAUACCCCCCGAGGUGCCUCCCCGGGUCCCUAUGAAAAAGGAGCCUCCAGUGGGGAAAACUUACCCCCCACCAGCCCCUUUUGCUCAAGACACCACAGGUUCGGGGUUCUUGUCUCGGGAGGAGUCAGGUGGAGAUGAAAGCGACGACCUCCUUUCAGAGUACCCUUGGUUCCAUGGGGACCUCCCUCGACUCCAAGCUGACCAGCUAGUGCUGGAAGGAGGUGUUGGCAGCCAAGGUGUCUACCUCGUACGUAAGAGCCAGACAAAGAGGGGACUGUAUGUCCUCACAUUAAACUUCCAGGGCAAGGCCAAGCACCUCAUCAUGUCCCUGAACAAGUUUGGUUGUUGCAGGGUGCUGGACCUCUUUUUCGAAACAGUCUCUAGUAUGCUGGUACAUUUCCGGGUCCACCCUAUUCCCCUGAAGACUGACCCCUGCAUCAAAGUUACCCUCACCAGCUAUGUUAUGACCACCCGGCGGCUAAAAGGCAGGGAACAGGGAGGGGGGAUGGGCCUGUUGUUAGAAGAAAGACCAGAGCCCAGCCAGAACAAGGCAGAGUUAGAAGUAGAGGACAAUACAGACCAUGGGUUGAGGAGAGUCCCAACCUAA